Messenger RNA from Ilyonectria robusta, 594 nucleotides. RefSeq lists its product as uncharacterized. Lineage: Eukaryota; Fungi; Ascomycota; Sordariomycetes; Hypocreales; Nectriaceae. The record is from RefSeq and is a predicted model, not a curated record. The coding region runs from base 1 to 594 and encodes 197 amino acids. The transcript is spliced from 2 exons.
AUGUCAGAAGGCAAAGACUUGACCCUAAGCGGAAAUCUUUCCGGAGUUGCCAAACUCGAAUCCUCUGGAGGCUGGAUCAACUGGAACGAGGAAAUCCGAGACCUACUGGCCCUGUCUGGCUAUGGCGAUCUCCUAGAGAGAGAGCGGGGCCCACCGGUGCAAGGAAAUCUCUCGGAAGUCGUCUUCGAAGAAAAGCUAGAUGCUUGGCACCAGAGACAAGCUCGGGCGUGCGGAGCAGUUCGAUAUCGAAUUGGUUUCCGUCCCAAACAGGAAGGCAGCAGUGUAUUCCACGACCUCCAGCAAAAGCUUGGUAGGCUUGCUCUGGACAACUGCGAAAAUGUAUCUGACUUCUCUCGGCAAUUACGGAAGACCCGAGACCAAAUCCUUCAACUAGACGAAACUAGUCAAAUUGGAGAGCCACAACUGAUGGAUAAGUUCCUCAAUGGACUUGGACCCAUGUAUCAUGUGUUCCUCAGUGCAUUUCUUCAGAGCCAUAGCCUGCUACCUGAACGGAACCUCGAAGGCAUCAUCAUUAAGGCAGCUACUACUAUUGAAGAAGCUACUGGAGCCGCUGAGCAUGAAGAACACAGCUAA